Messenger RNA from Amyelois transitella, 1587 nucleotides. It is a transcript of the gene Ubc6, whose product is annotated as ubiquitin-conjugating enzyme E2-17 kDa. Gene Ontology annotation, molecular function: ubiquitin conjugating enzyme activity. The transcript has 3 exons. NCBI's taxonomy places the organism in Eukaryota, Metazoa, Arthropoda, Insecta, Lepidoptera, Pyralidae. The coding region runs from base 241 to 696 and encodes 151 amino acids. Gene Ontology annotation, cellular component: HULC complex. The record is from RefSeq and is a predicted model, not a curated record. Gene Ontology annotation, biological process: proteasome-mediated ubiquitin-dependent protein catabolic process; protein polyubiquitination; DNA repair.
GCACGGAAACGUUGGCAAACUUCUUUCAUUACAACGUAAAAAUUGCUAAUUUCAUGGUCAUCUGCCAACCAUCUCACGGUCUUGAAGUGAAGAAAGAAUUUUGUACGACAAAAGGAGAACAUUUUGUGUACAACAAGCAAAAAGAGUGACAAAUUCUUCCUAAAUCGGGUUUAUAUGAACAAUAAACGACUGCAGAAAUAAUUUUUAUUCAAGUUGGUUUAGUGGAAGCGUGAAAUUAAAAUGUCAACUCCUGCCAGAAGACGCCUGAUGAGAGAUUUUAAACGUUUACAAGAGGACCCACCCACUGGUGUAUCGGGAGCUCCUACUGACAAUAACAUUAUGAUCUGGAAUGCUGUGAUAUUCGGACCUCACGACACUCCAUUUGAAGACGGCACCUUUAAACUCACAAUAGAAUUUACAGAAGAAUAUCCAAACAAACCUCCCACAGUGAGAUUUGUGUCAAAAAUGUUUCACCCGAAUGUAUAUGCUGAUGGGGGUAUAUGUUUAGACAUCCUGCAAAACAGAUGGAGCCCUACAUAUGAUGUUUCAGCUAUUUUAACUUCUAUACAGUCGUUACUCAGUGACCCAAACCCCAAUUCACCUGCUAACUCAAUGGCUGCACAACUGUACAAGGAGAACAGGAGGGAAUAUGAAAAACGGGUGAAAGCUUGUGUAGAACAAUCGUUUAUCGACUAGCAGGGACAAGCAGGACCAGACAGCACUGAAGUUAUCGCAUCACGCGAGUGCGCUAAGCGAGACAGCCAAUACCUCCAUAAUAUAUUAAUUCAUUGGGACAGAUGUAAAAAUUUAACAUGUAUUUACCAUCUUUCCUUUGAAGCUCUGGUAGUGCAAGCAAGGUUUUGUCAUGAAAUCAGAAACCAUCACAAAAUAAUAUCAUUUGUUGUAUUAAAAAAAACUAAAGUUUUGUUAAAUGAUAUGAAUUUUUUGUUAAAUGCACAUUGAUAAAAUUACCAUUUUCUAAUUUUUCAUGUAUUUUUUUUAAAUUUGUAAAUUACUUUAUCUAAGCUAUUGAAUCAAACCACAAUAAUCAAUUGUAAGGAGAUAAUGUACACUGUAAAUUAUUUCCUUCACAUAAUCAUGUAUAGCUGCAUAGUUAUUUGUAAUGGUGUGUAUAAGAAUGGCUGGUUUUAACUCCAAAUGAAUGAUUAUUGUUUGGGUUCGGUGGGUACAUACGCUAUCUAACAUUGGCAUUAUAUUAAUUCAAUCAUAUUUCAUUACCAAACUACAACACUAAGCCAUAAUAACUUUGAUUUUGUUAUAACUUCACAUUAGGGCAUGUUUAUGUUUACCUCUUUGAACAGUGUUUACCUAUAAUAGUACAAGUGAUUUAGUAUGCUUUAUACAAAACUCUUAUUGCUAUGAAUGUUAUCAUUCUGCUGCACAAAAUUACGCAAAAACUAAUUCACAUGAAACUAGUGUCCCAAUGGAUAUUUGUGCAUCUAUGUGUAGCAGUUUUCUUGUUUUCUAAUAAUGCUAUAAUAUAAAAAUGUCUUUGUUUUGCGGCAAGGAUAUUUUACUUUUAUGUGUAAUAUUUUGUCUUCUAGUAAAAUAUUAUUUUCGGUUUUA